GCCCCUGCCUCCUCGCUCCAGACUGGUUCGUAGCCCAAGCCCGGGGCCGAUGUUGGAGCUACCCGGAGCCCGGGCGUGCGCUGGGGCGCUCGCGGGCGCUCUCCUGCUGCUGAUCUUCGUGCUGGUGGUCCGCCAGCUGCUGAGGCAGAGGCGACCGGCGGGCUUCCCCCCGGGUCCUCCGCGGCUGCCAUUUGUCGGCAACAUCUGCUCCCUGGCCUUGUCGGCCGAUCUUCCCCACGUCUACAUGAGGAAGCAGAGCCGGGUGUAUGGCGAGAUUUUCAGUUUAGAUCUUGGAGGCAUAUCAACUGUGGUUCUAAAUGGCUAUGAUGUAGUAAAGGAAUGCCUUGUUCAUCAAAGUGAAAUUUUUGCAGAUAGACCAUGCCUUCCUUUGUUCAUGAAGAUGACAAAAAUGGGAGGCUUACUCAAUUCCAGAUAUGGCAGAGGAUGGAUUGAUCACAGAAGGUUGGCUGUUAACAGCUUUCAUUAUUUUGGAAGUGGCCAAAAAUCUUUUGAAUCUAAAAUUUUAGAAGAAACUUGGUCUUUAAUUGAUGCUAUUGAAACAUACAAAGGUGGACCUUUUGACCUCAAGCAACUGAUAACAAAUGCUGUUUCAAACAUAACUAACCUUAUCCUUUUUGGAGAACGAUUCACUUAUGAAGACACUGAUUUUCAGCACAUGAUUGAAUUAUUUAGUGAGAAUGUGGAACUAGCUGCCAGUGCUCCAGUCUUCCUUUAUAAUGCAUUUCCAUGGAUUGGCAUCUUACCUUUUGGGAAACAUCAAAGACUAUUUAGAAAUGCAGAUGUGGUCUAUGAUUUCCUCUCCAGACUUAUUGAAAAAGCUGCAGCCAAUAGAAAGCCUCAAUUACCUCACCAUUUUGUUGAUGCCUAUUUAGAUGAGAUGGAUCAAGGUCAAAAUGAUCCUUUAUCUACAUUUUCCAAAGAGAAUCUAAUUUUUUCAGUGGGUGAACUCAUCAUUGCUGGAACUGAAACUACAACCAAUGUGCUCCGCUGGGCAAUUCUUUUCAUGGCCCUUUAUCCUAAUAUUCAAGGACAAGUUCAUAAAGAGAUUGAUUUAAUUAUGGGCCACAACAGGAGACCUUCUUGGGAAUACAAAUGCAAAAUGCCUUAUACUGAAGCAGUUUUACAUGAAGUUUUAAGAUUCUGUAAUAUAGUUCCACUGGGGAUUUUCCAUGCAACUUCUGAAGAUGCAGUUGUACGUGGCUAUUCCAUUCCUAAAGGCACAACAGUCAUUACAAAUCUUUAUUCUGUUCACUUUGAUGAAAAAUACUGGAAAGACCCAGACAUGUUCUAUCCUGAGCGAUUUCUGGACAGCAAUGGAUAUUUUACUAAAAAGGAAGCUUUGAUUCCUUUUUCUCUAGGGAGAAGACAUUGUCUUGGAGAACAGCUGGCUCGAAUGGAAAUGUUCUUGUUUUUUACAUCAUUACUUCAGCAAUUUCAUUUGCAUUUUCCACAUGAACUAGUUCCAAAUCUGAAACCCAGGUUGGGCAUGACAUUACAACCCCAGCCCUACCUCAUCUGUGCAGAAAAACGCUGAAAGUGCAAAAUGUAUUAGAGAAUAACCUUGUUGAAUCAAUAAUGGUGUUUGGGCCAAAGCCACAUUUUUAUAAAGCCAAGUAAACACAAAUACACUGUUUAAAAUAGUACUAGAGCAAUAACAAGCAUUAAUUAUGUUUUUUUUAAACUUCCAUGAAUUCUUAUUGUAGAUUGAAGAGCACAAAUGUAUAGGUGUUAUGAAGACACUUAGAAGGGCUAUGGAUGCUCUAAACAAAGCUCUUGCUAGGAUAAGGUUCUUCUCAUCUGUCUCCAUCCUAAGGUACUUUACUCCCUAACUAACACCCUUAAUGGUGAGGUGUAUUCCACCACACAUACACAUAUAAAAAAUAAUAGAAAUAGUCUUUUUUAAAAGUAGGAAGAACAUGUAUUUAACUUUAAAUUGUAUUAUCUGGUAAAAAUUUCCUAGUUCGGUGGUUCAAAUUAGGAGUUUUUGGUAUCUGAUGUAUUAAGAUAUUUCUAGUUCCAAGGGAAAGAAAAUCCUGGGCAAACAUACCAACAAAUGGAAAUUUAGAGGUAAUAUGAAAGGAUUAAAGUUGGGAUAGCAUAGAUGA
Mus caroli (Ryukyu mouse) is the source of this 2126-nucleotide messenger RNA. It is a transcript of the gene Cyp2r1, whose product is annotated as cytochrome P450 family 2 subfamily R member 1. Gene Ontology annotation, molecular function: iron ion binding; oxidoreductase activity, acting on paired donors, with incorporation or reduction of molecular oxygen, reduced flavin or flavoprotein as one donor, and incorporation of one atom of oxygen; heme binding. Gene Ontology annotation, biological process: xenobiotic metabolic process. The record is from RefSeq and is a predicted model, not a curated record. Gene Ontology annotation, cellular component: intracellular membrane-bounded organelle; cytoplasm. NCBI's taxonomy places the organism in Eukaryota, Metazoa, Chordata, Mammalia, Rodentia, Muridae.